UUCGAAUAAUUUAUUACUCGCUGGAUUCAUCGAAAACCAAAAGGGUGGCAGGGAAAAUAUCAAUACAAGAUUGUUCUCAGUAAAAAUUGUGUUUAUUCCUGUCAGUGUUCACGGGAAAUGGAUAAUUCGGCGUUUAUUCUACCCGGUCGCUGGCGAAAAUUGGUAAAAACCACCAGAAUGAUAUAAAUUAUCAGGAUAAAAAUGCUUUGAAAUUUUAAUGGUAAAAAUCUAGCUCAGGCUUUACGUGUUCAUGUGGAUAGGAGAGAUAUUGAUCGAACGGUUGUGGUGGAAAAAUAAUUCGCAACGAAAGCGACGUUUGCGUAUGAAUUGUGGUCAACAACGAACUUGAUAUAGAAAACAUCGAAGCAAAUUAUUUACUCAGAACAGAGUUGUUUACUCAGAAAAUUAGUGGGAAUCGAUGCGUGAUAUUAUACACGGCAAUUCUUAUUUGGCGGUGACAAGAAAUGAGACGCUGAAAUAUUUAUAGCAGAAAAUCUGGAUUGCAUGUUCGAGGUUCUGCAUUGGAGGGACACACCUUGAUUGAUGACGUCACACGUGUUUCUGACGCCAACCUUUAAUAUAACGUUUUCCGUCAAAGAAGGGGCCUACGGACCCGACAUAUUUUUAGAGUAUUGUGAAAAAAGUUUAGAACAUAACGGGAUAUGUUUUGAACAGCCGAUUUAUAUUACGGAAUAAUUAAAUACCAGUAGUAGCAAAAGCACCAUCAUUUUCUACGACAACACGAAAAAUAAUCGUAAGUUAUAAAAGGCGAAUACUUUGCGCAAAGCGGUGACGUAUAUGUACCCUAUUUCAGAAACAGAGGAUUAUGUGUGUACAGUAUUCUGGAAAAAUUACGGUGAUUUAAAAGUAAAAUUUAAAACAAACACUCUGUUGGGAUAAAAUAACUUAUGUGCAUUUUAGAUAUUUGUACAUAAACCGGAAGUUUAAUCUGGCUUUUUGUAUGCAGGAAGUGACGUCAUCAAAGCGCAUAAUAUCAGAGUUUAUUAUUGACAUGUAGUAUUGACACGUUACAAAAAGAAUGUAAAACAUCGUGGCAUAGGUUGUGUUUAUUCCCAACAACAUUGUAAAAUAUACAAGGAAAUACUUCAAUCAUAUUGAAUAAAACGAUGCCAAUUUGUUAAACAAAUCUUUAUAUCAGCGAAACGUGGGGAUGGAGUACUGAAAUGAUGAGAAUCUUGUAAGCAUUACGUCUCUCGUUUAUUUUGGUAAUUUUAAUAACGUUAAUGUCCACUUCCGGUUUCCAAUGCGUUCAGCGGCGAAAUGCACAUCAUGAGUAACCAACAAGACGCCGACAACCGCGUCAUUAUCAACGUCGGCGGGAUACGUCACGAGACGUACAAGGCGACGUUGAAGAAAAUCCCGGCGACGCGUCUGUCGCGCUUAACGGAAGCGCUCGCGAACUAUGAUCCGGUACUUAACGAAUACUUCUUCGACAGGCAUCCGGGUGUUUUCGCACAGAUCUUAAACUACUACAGAUCCGGCAAGCUCCACUAUCCGACAGACGUCUGCGGCCCCCUGUUCGAGGAAGAGCUCGAAUUUUGGGGCCUGGACUCGAACCAGGUGGAACCUUGUUGCUGGAUGACCUACACGACGCAUCGGGACACACAGGACGUUCUGGCCAUUCUUGACCGUCUUGACCUGGACACCGAUAAGCCGACGGACGAUGAUAUUAUGAAAAGAUUCGGCUGGGACGAUCAGUAUAGGACGGGCGAUCUAAAUUUCUGGCAGCGAAUUAAGCCUAAAAUCUGGGCGCUAUUUGAUGAGCCGUAUUCUUCAAACUAUGCCAAGGUGAUAGCCGUCGUUUCCGUGUUCUUCAUCAUAAUCUCCAUCCUGUCGUUCUGUCUCAAGACUCACCCGGACAUGCGCGUUCCCGUUCUCAGCAACGUGACGACCAACUUCACGCGAGGUGACAUCACGUGGCGACUUGAAAAGAGUAAAACGGAGCCGCACGAGUCCUUUUUUUAUAUAGAGUGCGUCAGUAACGCGUGGUUUACGUUCGAAAUUAUUAUACGUUUUGUCGUGGCGCCGGGGAAGCUUGACUUCUUGAAGGCGCCCGUGAAUAUAAUUGACCUCGUCGCCACGUUGUCAUUUUAUCUCGAUUUUCUCUUAACGGAGCUAAAGCAGGAGAGUGAUAUUUUAGAAUUUUUUAGCAUCAUUCGUAUCAUGCGACUGUAUAAGCUCACCCGGCAUUUCUCGGGUCUCAAAAUUCUGAUUCACACUUUUAAAGCUAGCGCAAAGGAGCUCGUGCUGUUAAUAUUCUUCUUAGUGUUAGGCAUCGUGGUAUUCGCUGCGCUGAUAUAUUACGCCGAGCGAAUACAACACAAUCCAACAAACGACUUUGAGAGUAUCCCCGUCGGACUAUGGUGGGCAAUCGUUACCAUGACGACCAUCGGCUACGGCGAUAUGGUUCCGAAAACUUACGUAGGGAUGUUUGUGGGGUCCCUCUGCGCUUUGACCGGCGUGCUCACAAUCGCUCUACCAGUUCCGGUCAUCGUCAGUAACUUCGCUCUUUUCUACUCACACACUCAAGCCCGAUCAAAGCUGCCGAAAAAGCGACGAAGGGUUUUACCCGUGGAGGCACCCCGCGGGCCAAAGGGGCCCGGGGGGACGGCCCCACAGAACCGACGCAUGAACGCAAUAAAGCAUUCGCCUCAUCCUGGGGCGCUGGACGUUAAAAUGGGACGAAUUGGAGACUUGCAUUACCCUUCGGCUGUCGGAAGGGUCGGGGAGGAAAGCAUACCAAUGUUGACGAUGAAUCAUGCGGACGAACCCCCCGGGACUGCGCCACAGCGCAGUAAACCACCGUCCGAGAUCGGCAAAAACUCACCCAGGCUUGUGGAAAUAUCCGCCAACCCAGGCUCGCCUUUAAAAGUCACAGAUAUCCCUGCCGACGGGAAGCCGUUCACGCAUACCGGAAGGAAAUCUUUCCCGAACCAAGAUCCAUCGUCCGCGGCAUUAGCGACCAUGAUGCGGACUCCGGCGGGCGGGAAUUCCACUCCCGUCGUCAAUUCCACACAUAAUUCAUCUCCACUUCCCACAACGCAACCAAAUGCCAACUCUCAUUCAGAUAUUGUAAAACCAAAUGACGUGAUAGUGCUGCAUGGCAGCAAACCAAAUGACGUUCAUAAUGACGUCAUAGUGCGGGGUGGCAGCAACUCAAUGAAGUCGACGAACUCACUAAACGCCGACCAGCCGUCUCCUACCCAGUCCCCGACAUCUACUCCCCAUGCGUCGAACAAUUUAGUAACCGUCAAUACUUAGCACGAGACGAUUGUGACGUCAUAAAUGUGUCAGUGACGUUAAUAAGGUCUGAAUGCUAAUGUGUGAUAUUUUGGGUGAUUUUGUUUGUUUAAUGAUUUUAGUUUAUGGUUUUGCAACUUGUAUGUGGUCAUGUGCAGGGUAACUUCAUGUGUUUCUAGUACGUUGGGUAUGGUUGUGUAAAAUGAUAGUCGCUGAUAAGGAUAUAUAUUACGUCACGGAAACACGUUUUCUAAUUUAUAUUAUUCAUGCCUCUUACGUGACGUCACUUUAAGUUGUGUUAUAAUUUACGCCAGGCUAGCGUUCACUGCACCACCAUUUAUUUGCUAAGUAGCACAAUUCUAAUUAUGUAUUAUGUUACUCACCCAGAACGGAAACAUUUCAGGGAAAAUUGUUCCCAAUGUAUUAUUGAGGAAUUUUAUUUAAAAAACAAACAAACACGUCGCUGAUUUGAAUCAUACCAUAUACGUGUUAGACCAUACGUGUAAUUAUAGUUAUACCCAAACAAUUUCCUGAGGCAAUGUAAAAUUGUUCAUAAUUGAAGAUUCGUAAGAAAUGACGAUUUUUCUCACGAGUGCCAGACUUUUCAGUUAUAUUAUUUCACAAUCACCGGCUUAAAGGUAACGAUACAGGUACCCCACUUGUACAACAGCUGUUUUGGGUAAACGGGGUUUAAUGCACGUGCGUAAACUGGCGUUCCAGAUAAGCAUGUGAAGUCCGCACAUGGUGAUAUUAAGAGACGACACUUUCCGUUCUAUGGAAUUGUUCCUUUAAUGAAAGUCUAUUCUGAACAAAAAUCCAGAAGCUUAAGGAAGCGCAAUCACAGAAAAAAUCCACGUUAGGCGCAUGAAUUAACCCCCGUAUAC
This is a messenger RNA of Dreissena polymorpha, 4145 nucleotides long. Its product is annotated as potassium voltage-gated channel protein Shaw-like. Gene Ontology annotation, biological process: potassium ion transmembrane transport; protein homooligomerization. Gene Ontology annotation, molecular function: delayed rectifier potassium channel activity; protein binding. The transcript has 8 exons. The record is from RefSeq and is a predicted model, not a curated record. Gene Ontology annotation, cellular component: neuronal cell body membrane; voltage-gated potassium channel complex; axon. Bases 1282 to 3282 code for a protein of 666 amino acids. NCBI's taxonomy places the organism in Eukaryota, Metazoa, Mollusca, Bivalvia, Myida, Dreissenidae.